Messenger RNA from Macrobrachium nipponense, 3512 nucleotides. RefSeq names its product sodium/glucose cotransporter 1-like. Gene Ontology annotation, cellular component: plasma membrane. Gene Ontology annotation, molecular function: D-glucose:sodium symporter activity. Gene Ontology annotation, biological process: transmembrane transport. The transcript is spliced from 15 exons. The record is from RefSeq and is a predicted model, not a curated record. NCBI's taxonomy places the organism in Eukaryota, Metazoa, Arthropoda, Malacostraca, Decapoda, Palaemonidae. The coding region runs from base 172 to 2253 and encodes 693 amino acids.
CAUCCCCGCCCGUCCAGACCCAGUCCUCCCUCCGGUCACACUAGGCGCUCAGUCAGUAGCCACCCGAGGCUGAGGCUGCUUCAAUACAAGACGUCGACGUUGCCGAACGUAGCCCAAGUGAGACAAGUCAGACUCAGUCAUCAGUGCAACGCUUUACGUGUGUGAGAGAAGAUGCCAACGGAGAGUUUGCAGAUCACCGUCUCCGACGAUGAGGCGGCAGAUGACGGACUGGUUGGAAAUACCAUGCUCUCUGUGUGGGACAUAGUCAGCGUGGUGAUAUAUUUCGUCCUUGUGAUGGGCGCCGGCUUAUAUUCCAUGUGCCGGCCCAACCGUGGUACCGUAACCGGCUACUUCCUGGCUGGAAGGCUCAUGUGGUGGCUACCGGUUGGUGCCUCCCUCUUUGCCAGUAAUAUCGGAUCUGAGCACUUCAUCGGCCUAGCCGGUUCGGGCGCGGCUGCUGGCAUAGGUGUCGGGGCCUUCGAAUUCAACGCACUCGUCUUGCUGCAACUUUUAGGAUGGGUCUUCUUGCCUGUUUUCAUCGCAAGUGGGGUGAAUACACUACCAGAAUACACACAGAAAAGGUUUGGCGGAAAACGAAUUCAGAUCUAUCUUGCGGUGCUCUCCCUCAUUUUGUACAUAUUUACCAAAAUAUCUGUGAACCUAUAUUCAGGGGCCAUCUUCCUUCAGCAAGCACUGAAAGUCAGCAACUUGUACCUUUGCAUCAUAAUUAUGUUGUUACUGACUGCCAUUUGCACCUUGAUUGGUGGUCUAACAGCUGUCAUUUAUACUGAUACACUCCAGUUCUUUGUUAUGAUUGGUGGAUCCCUGUUUGUUGUUGUUAAAGGUUUCCAAGAAGUAGGUGGUUACACAGAACUUCAGACAAAAUACUUGGUUUCAAUCCCUGAGAAGAUGAUAGAAAACUCAACCUGUGGACUCCCUCGAGUGGACUCCUGGCAGAUGCUAAGAAAUGCAGAUCCUACUGUUAGUGAUAUGCCAUGGCCUGCAUUUUUACUAGGACAAAUGCCUGCUUCCAUUUGGUACUGGUGUACUGACCAGAUGAUUGUCCAGCGGGCACUGGCAGCUAAAAGCCUUUCCCAUGCACAAGGUGGAACGCUAUUUGCUGGAUACACAAAGUUACUGCCAUUAUUCAUCAUUGUUUUACCAGGAAUGAUAUCGCGGGUGUUAUUUCCGGAUGAAAUAGGAUGUGUGGUUCCUGAAGAGUGCUACAGAUUUUGUGGCUCAUACAAAUCUUGUUCAAAUUCUGCAUACCCAAAACUUGUGCUGGAAUAUUUACCUACUGGGAUGCGAGGUGUGAUGUUGUGUGUCAUGCUUUCAGCAAUCAUGAGUAACCUGACUUCUAUUUUCAAUUCUGCUUCUACCCUAUUUACAAUGGAUAUUUGGUCUUACUUCAGACCUAGAGCAAAGGGUAAAGAACAGCUAAUGGUUGGAAGGAUUUUUAUACUUAUCCUUGUUGGUAUAUCCAUCCUAUGGAUUCCCAUCAUAGAGAGAACACAAGGGGGUCAGUUGUUUGUCUACAUUCAAGUUAUUGCUGCUUACUUGGCGCCACCAAUUGCUGCAAUAUACAGUAUGGCAAUCUUUUGGAAACGAAUGACUGAGGCGGGAGCUUUCUGGGGCCUCAUGAGUGGGUUCUGGGUUGGAUUGGUGCGUAUGGCAUUAGACUUUUAUUAUGGUGAGCCUGCAUGUUAUGAAGAUGAUAACAGGCCUACUAUAAUUGCAAAUGUCCAUUACAUGUACUUUGCAACAUUGCUGUUUUGGUUGACAGCUAUUUUAGCUGUCAUCAUAAGCAUAAUCACACAGCCACCUGAAGACUGGAGGCUCAUAAGAUCAACUUACUUCACUCGCUUUAAUCAUUCUGAGCGUCAAGAUGACCUGGAGAUGAAAGAAAGACUUCAGAAUGAGCUGCUGUCCGCUUCCCCGGCAUUAUCAGAAACUGGAGAAGUUAAAACUCCUGUCCGAUGGUAUCAUCGAGCUUACAACUUUCUUUUCGGUUUUGAUAACUCUCCAAAGGCAAAGGAGCAGGUAAAUGCCAUGAAUGCUCAUCUGGUUGAAAUCACCAACUUGCAUCAGAAGCACUGGGAGAAGAUUGUACUCAACACCAUUUUGGUUUCCAUCCUCAUUCUUGCCGGGGUUCUCUUUACAUUUUUCUCCAUCAACCCUUUUACAGAAGAGGAAGUUCACCAACUUCAGCAAGACAAAUUGAGAGAGCUUGGAUAUGCAAAUAUCCUCUUGUGAAAAUACUGUACAUCCUGUUCCAAGGACUAAGUUUCAAGUCAAAUUGAAACCUGCAUAUUUUGCAGCUUUCCUUUUUCCAUGUGCUUGCCAUUCACCUUGCUUUGCAAGACUCCUCUCAGUCAAACAUAAUGAACUAUUUGAUAUUACCUUUUGAUGUUAAAAAUAAUGAGGAAACAAUAAGAGGUUGUUGUAGGCAUAUGAUCUAAAAUGUAUUUGAUAUUUGUCUAUGGAAAUUUAAGUUCUGUUUAUGUCACAUCCAUAACACCAGUGAUUUGAAAAUUGUUGUAAAGUCAUAACAUAUACUACCACAAACUGUAAUGUUUCAUGGAGAACUCACUGGUUCAUUCAAGCAUUGCAUUAUUGGAAUUUUAUAGACUUAAAAGGCUUUAAUUAGCCAUGUUCUAAACUUAAGGUCUGAAUUAUACAUGUCCCUGGACAAAAAAUAAUUAAUUACGAUUGAAGUUAGUAGGUUUUCAAUCUUAAGUAAAAAAGUAUAACCCAUAAUGACAGCAUGUUAACAUUUCUUUAUGUAGUGUGAUUCAGUGAAAUGAUCAUACAGUGCAGUCGGUUUUCAAUCUUAAGUAAAAAAAGUAUAACCCAUAAUGACACCAUGUUAAAAUUUCUUUAUGUAAUGUGAUUCAGUGAAAUGAUCAUACAGUGCAUUAGUUAUAUUGAUAUGUACUACAAGUUCCAGUCUCUAUUCCCCCCCCUCCCCCAAGAUGGUAUGACUAUACCAGCUACAUAAGUUUUGAUAUCAAAGACACUUAAUGCAGUGGCAUAGUUAACUGGUGGUGUGACUAGGGGUACCUCAGUGAAAAACAGCCAUGUGAUCAUGGAGCUUAUUUACACAUGCAAUGCUGACUAGUGCCUUAACAGGAUACUGCGUACUAACUGUCCAGUGGGCCAAGACUUCAGCUUCAUAAUUGUCCAUGACCAGUUUUUAAGUUGAUAGUAUUGAAUUAUAAACAAACUUUUUUAGUUUAUAUCCCUAAAUGUUAAAUGUUAGGUUAUCUUCCUUGCAAAACUUUGUAACUCAAGCCAGUGGUGUCCUGAAUUAUAAGCAAACUCUUUUUAGUUUAUAUUCUUAAAUGUUAGAUGUUAGGUUAUCUUCCUUGCAAAACUUUGGAAUCUUUUUUGUCAUUGCUCACUGUAACUCAAGCCAGUGGUGUAAGGUUUAUGUUGCACAUGUAACUGAACCCAGGCAUUUCUGGUAGAAGCUGUUUUUGUACAAAACUCUAGAAUUAAAGGUAUCCUUCAUA